Molecule: messenger RNA, 1428 nt
Organism: Strongyloides ratti
Lineage: Eukaryota; Metazoa; Nematoda; Chromadorea; Rhabditida; Strongyloididae
Exons: 3
Coding region: 1-1428 (475 amino acids)
Source: RefSeq, a predicted model, not a curated record
AUGAGUAAAUGUAUUGCUAUUAUCAUUGGAGCAUGGAAAAAUAGUGUUAAUUUAAAAGGUUUUAUUAAAAAUGAUAAUGUUAAAUUAAUUUUUGUUGGUCCAAAAGAACUUUUUUUAGAUUAUCAUAUAUCUGAUUAUUUCUUCAGUGUGAAAGGUCCUUCUAAAAUAUUAAGAAAAAAUGAUAGUGCUUUUGAAAAUUUAGUUUCUAAAUUACGGGAGAUAUUAUCAGCAUUUUCCUAUUUAAAAAGGUAUAUUAUAUCAUUUGACAAUAUUCUUCAAUUAACUUUAUGUAAAUUACGCCUAGAAUUUCAAUUAGAAGGUUUUAAUAUAGAAAUAAUGAAUCAAUUAAUAUCAAUUAAAGAUAUGAAAAUAUUACUUAAAAAAGGAAGAAUAACAGUAACUAAACAUUAUUCAAUUGAAAAUUUAAAUAAUACUUGCGUCAAUAGUAUUUAUGAGGAUAUCAAUAAUACAUUCCCACAAUAUCCGCUAAUAGCUAAACCAUAUAUAAAUAGAAAUUACAUUGAUGCAUCUAAAGAUUUUUUAAUCAUGGAAUCUCGGGACUUAAAACGAUGGUUUAGUAAAAGAAAAAGAUUCAAUGAUAUUGAACUUAAUAAUUAUAUUUUAGAAGAAUAUCCUGAGGAUGGAAUAGAAUUUAUAGCAAUAUGUUGCAAUUUUCAACCACUUAUAGGUAUAAUAGUGUCUUCAUUUAUAAAUAUUCCUUAUAAAAAGUUAUUAGAAGAAGGUAAACCAUAUUCAUUAGAAAUUUUAGAAUUAGAAAAUGUUAGAAAUUAUUAUCCUGGCUUAGAAUUUUUUGUUAAACAAAUAACAAAAUUAUCAUAUUUCAAUCAAAUAAAAGAACUUUUUUUUAUUGAAGGAAUCUACAAAAAUCAUAAUGAAAUAUAUUUUAAAAAUAUUUCUUUUGAAAUAAAUAGUAAAAGCAAAGAAUAUUUAAUUGAACAAGCAAAUAAUUUUACAACAUGGCAAUCAUUUUCACUAAAAAUUUUACAAAAAAAUUUAUUAGAAGAAUAUUUUAAUCAACAGUCUGAUAUUUGUAUGUUAUUAAAUGAUAAUAAAUAUCUUUCUAUUAUAAAUUUUCCAACAAUAAAUGGAACAAUAUUACAUCAACAAAUAUUAAAAUUUAAAACUAAAAGUAAUCUUCAGAUAUUAUGGACCAGAUCUGAAGGUACAGAUAUGCUUCAAUCACAGACAGAAGAUGAUAAUAUAUUACAAAUAAUUAUAGCUAAUAAUAAUGAUAGAGAUGAAUUUAUUAAUGAUAAUAUAACUAUUAUGAAUGAAAUAGAAAUAGCUAUUGAUAGGACAGGACAUGUAAUUAAAGGUGAAAGAUUAUCUAGAAGUUCAUUACCACAUAUUCAAUAUACAUCAAAUACACCACUACUAAGAAGAUCUACCUUCAUACAAUUGGCAUAA